AAAUUCGGUUUAGGCAAAGACGCGAAGCGCGCGAGCCGGUCCCGAUCCCCUCGCCGCGCUAACCCUAGGUCCCCGCGGAGAUCGCCGCCGGCGAGAUCGAGGUUUUGGGGCUCCGCCGCUCCGUCCACCGGCAUCUCGCCGGAGGAGACGUCCAACGAGCCGGAUUGGCCCCGCCGUUGCGGAUCCACUAGAUGGAUCUGAAUGAGCGUCUCAACAAAUUUAAACAGCAGCAAGAGAAGUGCCAGACUACUCUAUCCAGCAUUGCUGCAAGCCAAGCUUCAACUUCGGAGCCAAAAGUUACUACAGUGAUUCAACCAAUAAAUGCCCCAUUCGCUCCUGUAAAACCACUGCAGCCCAUUAAAUUCUCUAAUGAUACGGAAAGGCUACAUCACCUCAAUUCAGUAAGGAAAUCUCCUGUUGGAGCGCAGAUCAAGUUAGUAAUCGAACUGCUUUACAAGACAAGGCAAGCUUUUGCAGCAGAGCAAAUAAAUGAAGCAACUUGUGUUGAUAUUCAUGGUAACAAGGCUGUAUUUGACAGCCUGAGGAAUAAUCCCAAAGUUUUCUUUGAUGGGAAGCAUUUCUCUUACAAGUCCAAGCAUGAUUUGACGGGAAGAGAUGAAUUGCUUUCUUUGAUCAGAAAGUAUCCCGAGGGUCUUGCUGUUGUGGAGGUCAAAGAUGCUUAUCCAUCCGUGUUGGAAGAUUUGCAGGCUUUGAAAGCAUCAGGUGACGUCUGGUGGCUGUCAGGCACCGACUCCCUGGAAGACAUGAUGUGCCCCAAUGAUCCUCGAUCAAAGAUCAAGGUCGACGAUGACCUGAAGCAGCUAUACCGGGAAAUAGAGCUGCCACGAGACAUGUUGGACAUUGAGAAGGAGCUACAGAAGAUUGGCGAGAAGCCAGCAACCAACACAGCCAAGCGGCGCGCAUUAGCCCAGAUCCAUGGCGCGCCACCCAAGCCGAAGGCCAAGAAGAAGCAGCGUGGCAUCUCGAACAGGACCAAGCUCACUAACCGCCAUCUGCCUGAACUGUUCGAGAACAUGAAGACGUGAGCCGUCAGCUGGCGCAAGAAAUGGCGCUCGAGAGUUUCGGGGCGAUUCUUUGUUGCCGAGCUGGCAAUAGUUUGCAACCAAUCUAGGUGCCACCUGAUGCUUACCUGACAAACUAAGUUGAGUUGAAUAGCAAUAUAGCUCCGUCCCAUUACAAUAUUUUACUUCGGCGUCGUCGCGUCGAGUUGCCAUAUCUGAAGGUCCAUUUGAGAUCUUUGUUGAGUCGCUCUGAAAGAAAAUGUGUUUCCUAACUGUACCUAAAUGUUACCAAAGGCUCAUGGCGGGCUCAGAAAACAUA
Messenger RNA from Phragmites australis (common reed), 1341 nucleotides. RefSeq lists its product as uncharacterized. Bases 192 to 1046 code for a protein of 284 amino acids. Lineage: Eukaryota; Viridiplantae; Streptophyta; Magnoliopsida; Poales; Poaceae. Gene Ontology annotation, biological process: transcription initiation at RNA polymerase II promoter. Gene Ontology annotation, cellular component: transcription factor TFIIE complex. The transcript is spliced from 5 exons. The record is from RefSeq and is a predicted model, not a curated record.